AUGUCCUGCCGUAUGGAACCAUCACCGUCCCCUAUGCUGACGGCGGACCCGCUAGCCGUUGAAGCAGGCGGCAUUGACGUAGACAACGAGUCGGGCGCGCCGCUGUCAGCGGCGUCGCAGCAGCUGCUGCUCGACACGCUCUCGCGCCUCCAUGCGGACGACUCCGCGCAGCCUUCCGCUGCCGCCGCCGAAGGGGAUGACGUGGAGGAUGAUGAUUGGGCGGAAGAGGAUGGCGAUGUGGAAGAAGAGGUGCUGGACGCGCUCGAUUGGCUAGACCUGAGAGAAGAUCUCGCAUCGCGAGGCAACACUGGCGGCGGCGCGUUCGGCGGCGGUUUCUCCGCGGCGCGGCGGCCGAACGCCUUCGGGGGGCAGCUGAACCAGGCGCACGCGCAUGCCCGCGCAGCCGCGUCUGGGGGAGCGGGAGUGGGGGGCGCGGCGGGGGCGAUGCAGCCGCGGGUGAACAAGCAGCAGCGUCUGACGGCGCGAGUGAACGCCGCGCCCAUGCGGGAUUGGGGCGACAGCUGUCAGCUGAAUAUGGCGAAUGUGGUGAUGACAGCUGUGCGCGACACAAACAAGCGGCAGGAGCAGGGCCAGUCGAGGGUGAAGGAGAAGGCAGACCGUGCCACCGUGGAGCAGGUGCUGGACCCACGCACGCGCAUGGUGCUGUUCAAGAUGCUCAACCGCGGGGUCUUCUCCCAGAUCAACGGCUGCCUCUCCACCGGCAAGGAGGCGAACGUGUACCAUGCCACGGUGGACCGCCCCUCCGUGCUGCACAUGCCCGCUGCUCUGGGGAUUGGGGGGGGUAGGGAGGGGGCGGGCGUGCAGGAGGGGGGCGAGGGGCAGGCGGUGAAGGAGCUGGCAGUGAAGGUCUACAAGACGUCCAUCCUCGUCUUCAAGGACCGCGAGCGGUACGUGGCGGGGGACUACCGGUUCCGGCACGGGUACAGCAAGCACAACCCGCGCAAGAUGGUCAAGGUGUGGGCCGAGAAGGAGUUCCGCAACCUCAACCGGUUGCGGGCGGCAGGAGUGACGUGUCCCGUGCCCCUCAUGCUGCGCAUGCAUGUGCUCGUCAUGUCAUUCAUUGGCACGGAGGGGUGGGGGGCGCCUCGGCUGAAGGACGUGCAGUUGUCGGAGGGGCGGUGGCGGGAGUGCUACGAGCAGGUGGUGGUGGCCAUGUGGCGCAUGUAUCGCCUCUGCCGCCUCGUGCACGGCGACCUCAGUGAAUACAACCUGCUCUACCUGCAGGGGCGGGUGUGGGUGAUAGACGUGUCACAGUCGGUGGAUCUGGACCAUCCCAGGGCGCUCGACUUCCUCCGAGAGGACUGCCUGCACGUCACUGAUUUCUUCCGGCGCAAGGGCAUGGCGGUGCUGUCAGUGAGGGAGCUGUUUGACUUUGUCACGGACCCGGUCAUGAAGGAGAGCCUCGUCGAUGACUGCCUGCACAAGCUACAAGAGCGGGCAGCCAGCAGGCCCUUGGAGCCCACAGCACAGGAGGCCAUUGCUGAAGCCGUCUUCCUGCAGUCGUUCAUACCGCAGUCGUUGGAUCAGGUGAAGGACGCCGAGAAGGACAUUCGCCGCAUCGCCUCCGCCACCAAAGCAGCAGCGCAGCAGCAGGCAGCCACAUCCAGCACUACGCAACAGGCCGCGACACACGGAGAAAAAGCGGACGGUGCAGCAGCGGGUGCAGCAGGUGCUGGCAGCGGCGGCGAAGAAGCUGUGUCGUCGUCGAUGGCGCCCCCACUGGAGGGCAUCUUCUACCCGUCGCUGCUGGGGCUCAAGGCGGACCUGUCUGGCGUGCGCACCCUGCCCCACAUCCUGCAGACUCACGAGGAGCACGGUGGUGCCACGGCAGGGAGGAGCGUUGGUGAUGGGGGUCACGGGCAUGGGGAGCAGAGGGAGGAGAGGUCAGGGGCAGUGAGGGGCGGAGGGGACGGGAGUGGAGGGGAGGAGGGCGAAGAGAGUGCACGGGGUGGCGCGCCUGUGGUGCCGCGCGCGCAGCGUGGUGGGGCAGAGGGGAUAGAAGGCAGAGAGGAGCAGCAGAUCGAGGAGGGGAGUGAGGAGGGGAGUGAGGAGGGGAGUGAAGAGGGAAGUGACUUGUCAGAGGAUGAGGGAGGUGAGGAGGAGGGUGGUAGGCGGGGCAGGGGGGAGGCAAUGAGCAAGGAGGAGGUGCGGGCGGCACGCAAGGAGAACAAGAAGAAGGUGAAGGAGGAGAAGCGGGUGGCGCGACUGACCAAGGUGCCCAAAGCCACUAAGAAGAAAAAGCAGAAGGCAGCACAGAGCAAGAAGCGAUAG
This is a messenger RNA of Closterium sp. Yama58-4, 2292 nucleotides long. NCBI's taxonomy places the organism in Eukaryota, Viridiplantae, Streptophyta, Zygnematophyceae, Desmidiales, Closteriaceae. The record is from the annotation of a GenBank genome assembly.